Sinocyclocheilus rhinocerous is the source of this 1906-nucleotide messenger RNA. Its product is annotated as dual specificity mitogen-activated protein kinase kinase 4-like. The record is from RefSeq and is a predicted model, not a curated record. The transcript has 11 exons. NCBI's taxonomy places the organism in Eukaryota, Metazoa, Chordata, Actinopteri, Cypriniformes, Cyprinidae. Gene Ontology annotation, molecular function: ATP binding; JUN kinase kinase activity. Gene Ontology annotation, biological process: protein phosphorylation; MAPK cascade. Bases 131 to 1366 code for a protein of 411 amino acids.
GAGAGCGCGCGAGAGAGCUAGCGAGCUGUGCAGUGCAGUGCAGUGCAGUACAGUACUGUAUAUAUAGGUUUCUCUGCUGUCCGUCUCUCUGCAUUGCAGCCCAGCGCUGGCUGCUGGAAGUCAAACCCAAAUGGCGACGUCCAGCCCCAGCAGUACCCCAGCAGCAUCAGCCUCCAGCGCACAGCACCACCAGACCCAGAGCCAACACAUCGGCACCAUGAGCAGCAUGCAAGGGUUUCAGAUAAACCUGUCUGGACUUCAUCAAAGUAAACGUAAAGCCCUGAAGUUAAAUUUUGCCAAUCCUCCGAUCAAACCUACUUCCAGAAUCACUCUGAACACUGCCGGACUUCCUUUCCAGAACCCACACAUAGAGCGGCUGCGGACACACAGUAUCGAGUCGUCUGGGAAGCUGAAGAUCUCUCCGGAGCAGCACUGGGACUUCACAGCCGAAGACCUGAAGGAUCUCGGCGAGAUCGGCCGAGGAGCGUACGGCUCCGUCAACAAGAUGGUGCACAAACCCAGUGGACAAAUCAUGGCCGUCAAAAGGAUCCGGUCGACGGUAGACGAGCGAGAACAGAAGCAGCUGCUGAUGGAUCUGGAUGUGGUCAUGAGGAGCAGCGACUGUCCCUACAUCGUCCAGUUUUACGGGGCUCUUUUCAGAGAGGGGGAUUGCUGGAUAUGCAUGGAGCUCAUGUCUAUCUCCUUCGACAAAUUCUACAAAUACGUUUAUUCCUCUUUAGACGAAGUGAUUCCAGAGGAGAUUUUAGGGAAAAUAACAUUAGUUACUGUGAAAGCACUUAACCACUUAAAAGAAAACUUGAAAAUUAUUCACAGAGACAUAAAGCCAUCAAAUAUCCUCCUGGACAGGAAAGGCAACAUUAAGCUGUGUGAUUUCGGCAUCAGUGGACAGCUGGUCGACUCCAUCGCCAAAACCAGAGACGCAGGCUGCAGACCGUAUAUGGCACCGGAGAGGAUAGACCCCAGCGCCUCCAGACAGGGUUACGAUGUCCGCUCAGACGUCUGGAGUUUGGGAAUCACACUGUAUGAACUGGCCACGGGACGGUUCCCCUACCCGAAGUGGAACAGUGUGUUCGAUCAGCUGACGCAGGUGGUGAUGGGCGACCCGCCGCAGCUCAGCAGCUCAGAGAAAACUCGUCUUUGGCGGGGAAGCGUUACUAAAGCGGAAGUGCUGUUGAGUGAAAGAAAUGAAAGUAAACCAGACUUCUCUCUCCUCUCUCUCUCUGUCUCUCAGAAACAUCCCUUCAUUCAGAUGUACGAGGAGCGUACGGUAGACGUGGCCAGCUACGUCUGCAUGAUCCUGGAUCAGAUGCCCGCAUCUCCUAGCUCCCCCAUGUAUGUGGACUGACGCGUUGGUUUAAACCCAGAACGGCAGUAUUAAAACAGGAAACCGUACACGAGAGCACCGCGAGCGGCACAGCGGCGUUCAGUUCAAGCUUGACUGUAAAAUACCUCCUUCCCACGUCUCUCUCUCUCUCUUACUGUCGCUCUCACAUCACACACCACACACACACACACAUCUCACACACGCGCACACACACACACACACACACACAUCUGUAAAGUGCAAACACACACGUGUCUGACGGCGGUCUGAUCUCUCGCGGAUGCGGAAUAGUGAUUUUAAACCGAUAUGAAAUAAUGAAAUAAUAAAUAAGCCUGGAAUUGUAUUUAUACUUCUGAAAUCACUUGUGGAAUAUUUGAUUCGGAAAGCCUUCGAUGUACUGGAAACCUGCUCGUGUCUCGUCCCUCCUCUUCAUGUAUGUGAUAUUAAACGUGUUUUGUAUGUAAAGGUGAAUGAUGAUGCAGAGGUGGCCGGGGUUUCUGUAAUCCUCACUGUACAACGACUGUGUGCUGAUAUUAUAAAUAAAACUGAGGAAUAUGGAAA